CCAAUACCCGGCACUAUAAUUUUCGAAGACUAACAUGAUUUUCGAGCCCUCUUUGACUGGGAUGUUGACCAGCAGUGAGUAGCUCGCUUGUACCUUUUGAGGGAACGAAACUCUUGUGAAAUCUAUGAGAUGCAGAACGUGCAGCGAUGUCUUCAUUGGUGAAAUCUCCGAGUGGUUUGCAGGGGUCUAUGCACGCAACCCCAUUGGAAGCUCUACUUCGUAGGUUUGCGUUACUUGGUGGGCACAUUUGUAUUGCUUUGCUUAGUUUUUUUUCGCCUGUGAGUGUGGACGUUUUCGAGUGGGUUCUGCGGAGCAUUUGAUAAUACACUGUGGAUUAGUACUAAUUGAUCUAUAUUUUGAGUGCUGUUUUUGUCAUACGAGGAGAUUUAGUUGGCCAUGGCGGAGGAAUCGGUAGAUGUCGUAAUUUUAGGGGCCUCCGGGUUCACGGGGAAGUACGUGCUGCGUGAGAUUCUUAAAUUCGUCAGUCCAUCGAACGCUCCGCUUCGGAAGAUCGCCAUUGCUGGCCGCUCCAAGAAAAAGCUUGCCGCGGCUCUGACAUGGGCAUCCGGGGGCCUGAAUGCCUCAGUGAGCUCUUCCAUUCCCAUAUACGAAGCAGAUGUAAGCAACGUGGAAUCGCUCGUCGCUGUUUGCAAGAAGACCAAGCUGCUUUUGAACUGCGUUGGUCCAUACAGGAAAUAUGGUCGGCCUGUGGUUGAAGCCUGCGUGGAGGCCGGGGUGGAUUACCUCGACAUCACUGGGGAACCAGAUUUCAUGGAGCGGAUGGAGCAUCUGUAUCACGAGAAAGCUAUGCAGACAGGGUCAUUGGUAGUGAGCGCAUGCGGCUACGACUCAAUCCCUGCAGAAUUCGGCGUUAUCCACAAUACUCAGCAGUGGGAGCCUCCUUCCGUUCCCAUCACCGUGGACUCGUACCUUGUUCUGGAAUCUACUGGCAAACGCAUUAAAGGUAACAUAGGAACAUGGGAGACUUUAGUCCUUGGCGUUGCUAAUCAGGCCGACCUUCAAACGCUACGAAAAUCAAGACCCCGGCGGCAGCGUCCUCAGAUCCCAAGGAGUUCUUCAAAGAAACCAGGGUUGAUCCACUGGGAGGGAAACGCAGGCGGGUGGGCUGUUAGGCUCCCUUCAGCCGACGCCACAGUAGUACGCCGCACUCACGCCACAAUGGUCGAAAACCCUAACGGGCUUUUCAAUGCAUCAGGGGAAUUCCUAUCCUCAAAUGGUCAACCAUGGACGUCCAUCAAGCCAGUACACUACGGGUGCUAUGUGAUCCAGAAGUCAGUUAUUGGCAUAAUAGGGAUGUUCGUCAUAGGCCUCCUCCUGGUGUUCUUCACACGAUUCAAGUUUGGUGAAAAGCUCUUAAUCCAACACCCGGAGCUCUUUUCCCUUGGCAUAUUCCAAAAGGAGGGCCCCAGCGAAGAGGAAAUCGAUUCAGCCUCCUUCAAGAUGUAUUUCGUUGGUCGAGGUUGCAGUAAUUCUACACAACACACUCUUAGCGUUAAGUUUGACCAAGAAAUUGUGACAAGAGUUUCGGGGCCCGAGAUCGGGUAUAUCACCACUCCCAUCACCUUGAUUCAAGCUGCUUUGAUCGUAUUGGACGAACGGCACAAUCUGCCCAAGGGAGGGGUGCUUACUCCUGGUUCAGUGUUUGGUGGAACUGACUAUCUGCAGCGGCUGCAAAAAAAUGGAAUAAGCUUUGAUGUUAUCAGCUCCAAAAAGUUGUAGAGAAAACAACCCAAAUCAGUAUGUCGUCUCCCCACAGGGUCGGUUGAUUUGCUUGAACUGAUUGGCGGGUAAGAAAAAACUGUAGAUACAAGUUCUUGGAAUUAUGUUUCUUUACAUCAUACAUGUUUUCGGACGACUUGUAUGUGUAAUUUUUGAUAAAUGUAUUCGUAAUAUUUUUGCUAUUACGAAGUAGAACUAUAUAGAAAUUUUUUAUCUAUUAGAAUAAAUUUCUGAGGGCAAUAUAUUUCGUAAAUGAUAUCAAUGCUUUUAGAUAUGUUAAA
This is a messenger RNA of Physcomitrium patens, 2021 nucleotides long. Its product is annotated as putative mitochondrial saccharopine dehydrogenase-like oxidoreductase At5g39410. The record is from RefSeq and is a predicted model, not a curated record. Gene Ontology annotation, cellular component: plasma membrane; lipid droplet; mitochondrion. Lineage: Eukaryota; Viridiplantae; Streptophyta; Bryopsida; Funariales; Funariaceae. Gene Ontology annotation, biological process: glycolipid biosynthetic process.